CCCCAAGAGACACCUAGGCUCCUGGCAUUUUGCCAUGAAGGGGACCAUCAUGAGUGUGAGUACUGAGAUGUUCCAAGAGGCAUUCCUCCCAUCUUGGAACUAAAGUUGUUUCCCUAGGUCUACACAACUCCUCCAACAUCCAAAGCAGGUAGAGAGGCCCAGAUCUCACUACCACUCCUGCCCCAAACACAGUUUCAGCAGGCUCUGAACCAGACAGAACAGGUAACCAACCUACCACCACCUCAAGCCUCCUCCAACCCAGAACCUCCAAGGCCUGCUGAGCCUAGGUCAGGAGUCAUCCUGCCCAUCCGCCACCAGCCAAAUACACACUUCUACUGAAGCUCAAAGGCACACUGCAGAAAAGCUUCAUUAAUUUUUCACAAGAUUUAUCUAAUAGUGGCUGAGCAGAGCUGAGAAAGCCACAUCCAAGUGCCCGUGCCAACAGCUUGCAAAGAGUUAACCCAUUAGGCCACAUCCUGGUGAGCUCAUCCCUGCCUGCCGGAGUCUGCUCAGUGGCUGGGAUUUGCAGCACACUGACUCUGGAUGUGGCCAGGGUGGCUUCCUCGAGCUGGGAUGAAGGACUUGAGCAGAAACUCAUUGCCAGCUUCUUCCCCGCGUGAGUGCCGACCGAGUCCCAGGUCCCCCAUCUUCCCCCGGGACACUGUGCAGGGUGCCUGGUCUUGAACAGCCAUGACGAUGGAGGUGCUCCCCACGGCCCUGGAGGUAGACGAGAAGUCUCCAGAGUCCAAGGACCUGCUGCCCAGCCAGACAGCCAGCUCCCUGUGCAUCAGCUCCAGGAGUGAGUCUGUCUGGACCACCACCCCCAGGAGCAACUGGGAAAUCUACCGCAAACCCAUCAUCAUCAUGUCAGUGGGAGCUGCCAUUCUGCUCUUUGGUGUGGCCAUUACCUGUGUGGCCUACAUCUUGAAUGAGAAGAAUAAGGUUGUACCCGUCCUCAAGAUGAUAGGCCCUGCCUUCCUGUCCUUGGGACUCAUGAUGCUGGUGUGUGGGCUGGUGUGGGUGCCCAUCAUCAAAAAGAAGCAGAAGCAAAGGCAGAAGUCCAACUUCUUCCAAAGCCUCAAGUUCUUCCUCCUGAACCGCUGAUGGCAGCCUGACCAGAAGAUCUGCUGACCAGCAUCCAGCCUCCUAACCUUCUCUCUGGGUACCACAAAGCUGAUCCAAGCAAACCCUCCUCUUGGCCCUGAGGGCAGGACAGAGCUCAGGGUCUCACCCUCACACAACCUAACAGUGUUUCUGGCUGAGUCUCACCUGGUUUCUCCAUCGCUGUUGAUGCUCUCUCGGAUAUUCUCAAUAUUCUCAUCACUUAACCAUCAUCCAGCCUACUCUCUCUGACAAGGGCAGUGCAUGCUGGGAAAUUCUUUGGGUGUUGACUAUGCUCCUAAGAAGAACUUCAUGUUAUAAUUGUGUGUCUAAGCUGGAUUCCACAUCUGCAUCCUUCUGGAACCAAAACUGAUCAAGAAGGGAAGGAUGACUUCAGACCCACUGGGUUUGUCAGUCUUGGCUCCCUCCUUGGGUGAGACAUUGACUAGCAUUAUAAGAGAUAGGACAGUUCUCAUGUAUUACACAUUCCAAAAUCUGGACAGGGGUGGGGGAUGGGGAAAAAACACUGUCCAGGGCAGAUCAUUCCUCUGGGCAUUGUUCUAGAAGUUAGCUAGCCAAAGAAGUUCAUUCCCAAAUCCAUAGUAUUGACACCAGAGGCAAUAAGGCAGGCUAAGUGGUGUCACGGUUUCCCCUUGACCCUCCAAUGCCCUUCUCACAGACUGCCUUCAUCUUGGCAAUUAGUCAAGAACAAAUAAAUGCUCCUUGUUCUAACUCCUUCCCCCACAUCAACUCUGUCUCUACGCAUUGCUAGAACAGAAGGAUGGAAGGGCACAGAUGGUCAUCUUCUCUUCCUCUCAAUCAAGACCUAACCUGAGAUAGAAUGCCAUGUCCAAAUGUUCCAUGGGAUUCUAGAGACAGAUUCACCAAAGAUCCCAACCUCUGUCAUCCCUGCUCCUCCCCCACCAAACAAGCAAGUGUUUAUUGAAUUUCCUUCUCUGGGCCUAGGUUGGGAACAGCCAGACCCAGUCUCUGAUCUCAUCUUAUUUCCAAAAGUGAGAGAGAGAGGGUCAUAGGCAAGCCAAUUGGCAAUACCACGUACUGAGUUCCUGGGGUGGCUAUGGGAACACAUGGAUCUAACGUAAAUUUACAGGAAGUCAGAGAGAUUUCUGGAGACCAGGCUCAUCCCUCUUGAAGACAAAGGGAAAAUAUGUGUUAGAAAAGGACAAGGUAUGUAAGGAGGCAGCAACUGCCUUGCAUGUGAAAAAACUGGGGGAGAGAGACCCCAUGGACUUAGGAUUCUGCGCAGCUCCUGGAUGCUGUCGCAUCCUCUCAUCUACUUCCCUCCUGCUUCCCCAAGUGCCUUACAUCCAGCUUCUCCUUGGUACACUGCAAGCUCCUGGGGUCUAUAGAGACUGGGAGACACAUCUCCAGAGGGCCCACCAAGUAGAUAUAACCCAAGAGGUAAGUGCCCUCAAAACUUCUUACAGACACUAAGAAGCCUGUAGGUGCCCAUAACAGAUCCCCCAAGCUGUGCAAGUCCAAGCCAGAGAGCAGGGGAAAGCUCCAGAUAACAGGAUGAAUGACAAGAGAUGCAUUAGUUCCAGUUGACUCCCUUCAUCCCUCAAUCUUCAGGCAUUUGGGAUCACCAUGGCAACCUUCCUCCAACAGGUCUCCAGAUGUCUCAGUCAUUCACAGUACUUCCAUAGGCAGAGUCAGAAUCCAUCUUUGUUUCUGUUGCCUUGUAGGACAGUAUUUUUUUUUCAUGAGAUCACAUAACACACACACACAUACACACACACACACACACACACACACACACACACACACACACAAACACAAACACACACACACCAACUCCUUAAAGAGUCAGAGUUUGAGGAGCCUCUGGCCUUUCAAGGCUCACUUAAGAUGGUCCUGUCCUCCAUUAAGACUCAUACCAGUGAGCUCAAGUCCCCCAGUACACCCAUUCCCAGCAUGCAGGCAGGUCAGGACCAAACCUAGGGUUAUUGCUGCCACUAAUGUGAGUGCUAGUGCCUCAGUGAUGGGCUUGUAGAUCAUGUUCCUUUCUCCUGUCAUGGGAGGUCAGCCCUGGGAUGGAGCCUCUCCUUCCUUGGUGCUUUCAUGUAAGGGAGCACACAGGUGAGCUCACAGCCAGCUCACUUGGAGUCCAUACCCCACACACCUCAUUGUCUGGGUACAGUUGUGAGAGGAGGGUCUUUGCAAACAUCACUGUCAUGUAUGUCUCAAUGGAAGGGAGUUUGGGGAUAAUCAUGAUGCCAGGAAAUCGUCAAGUUCUAGACAUCUUCUGCAGCCAUAUCAGUACCUGCCUCCCACCUCCACCCCUCAAGCUAAAUCUUCAGUAGACAGAAACAAAGAAGAACCUUUGAGAAAAAAAAAAUCCCAAAUAUUGGUUACCUCCUCCUACUGGGCUCCCCACGUGAGUGAGGGCCAGGAAAUGGGCUGAAUCACCCCAAAAGCAGCGUAUCUUGGAGCUUUUUGCCAAAGACCAUUGCCUCGUGAAAGCCUGAGGUGGGGACAGUCUGUGAGUGAAGCCGGGCUGAAUGCCACAUUUCUGCAACAACGCCUCCUGGGCAGUGACUUUGACCAUCUCACUGGUCAGAAGACAGGACCAACAUCCACAGCACCAUCUCACCAGAACGUAUUACCUGCUCCUGUAGCUAUUCUGUUUUGGAGAAUUUAAUCUAAUCCGAAGCCUAAAGAAAUCAAUGUCAUGUUGAAUUGUAUUCUAUUUCACAGUGUCUGACGUGUUCAUCCUGUUUCACCAGGCAUUCGAAGACUGUACCCACAAAACCCUGUUCCUCUAAAAUGUUCCCCCAUUGCCACAUUUCCUCUCCCAAGAAGGAUGUCAGGGAGAAUAGAGACAGAGUGGGUUUCAUGCAUGGCUCCUCAGGUACCUCUCUGAGGUGAUGGUGGUGCAGAGGGAUCCCACAAGCCCAGUAUUGAGACCCAAAACUUGACCUGAUGACAUUACAUUCUAGAAUGAAUUUGUGGUCUAGAUGAGGCAGGCAGAUACCAGGUCCUGGACAGAUGCUCCGAACACAAAUCAAAGCAGAAAAUGAUCUACUGAGGCUUACUUUCAUCUCCCAUCCCAGAAGCCUAUCUGUGCUUAGCCUGUGUGAAGAUAGCUGUUCAUGCCCAAGACUUUCUCCUGAGACUCAGUGGCAGCCUCAGAGAAUCUGCUGGCCUAAGCAGGAGCUGUCACUCUGUAACCAGGUUCCUUAGGUCUCCAGCAAGGGACCACGUAUCUGAGGGACUAUGCUCAGUUUUCCUGCAACCUGCAGUUACGUAUAAAAGGGACCCCAGGCCACCUCACAGUCCAGGUCUUCUAGGUUAAGGGAAAGACAAGUUCACUAAAGGGUACCCCAGAAUGAGGCUAUCUCCCACUCUCCUGUGGGUUCCUCUGGAAAAGCCACCAAAAUGACUGCAAAAAAGAAGGGAAAUCCAUUAUCAAUGGUCCUUAUCUAUUAGUCACACAUACUAAGUUGGGAU
This is a messenger RNA of Peromyscus maniculatus bairdii (prairie deer mouse), 4572 nucleotides long. RefSeq names its product phosphoinositide interacting regulator of transient receptor potential channels (gene Pirt). Lineage: Eukaryota; Metazoa; Chordata; Mammalia; Rodentia; Cricetidae. Gene Ontology annotation, biological process: positive regulation of cation channel activity. The record is from RefSeq and is a predicted model, not a curated record. Gene Ontology annotation, molecular function: transmembrane transporter binding; phosphatidylinositol bisphosphate binding. Gene Ontology annotation, cellular component: plasma membrane.